Molecule: messenger RNA, 495 nt
Organism: Melospiza melodia melodia
Lineage: Eukaryota; Metazoa; Chordata; Aves; Passeriformes; Passerellidae
Gene: ZFPL1
Product: zinc finger protein like 1
Cellular component (GO): Golgi apparatus
Source: RefSeq, a predicted model, not a curated record
GCCACCCAGGACGCGACGCACCCGGAAGCGCCAGCGGGGCAGCGCGUCGCCAUAGGAACGUCCCCCCAGGCCGCCAUGGGGCUGUGCAAGUGCCCCAAGCGCCGCGUCACCACGCUCUUCUGCUUCGAGCACCGCGUCAACGUCUGCGAGAGCUGCCUGGUCAGCGCCCACCCCAAGUGCAUCGUGCGUUCGUACCUGCAGUGGCUGCAGGACAGCGACUACAGCCCGCAGUGCCCGCUGUGCCAGGCGCCGCUGGGGGACAGGGACACCGUGCGCCUGCUCUGCUACGACGUGUUCCACUGGCCCUGCCUGUCGGGGUGGGCUCGGGCGCUGCCCCCCCGCACGGCCCCCGCCGGGCACCGCUGCCCCCAGUGCGGGGGGGCGCUGUUCCCCCCCCCCAACCUGCAGGGCCCCGUGGCCGAGGCGCUGCGGGCGCGGCUCCGGACGGCAGCCUGGGCCCGGCCCGGGCUGGGACUGCCAUUGGUGAGUGACACA